Messenger RNA from Pseudoliparis swirei, 2370 nucleotides. It is a transcript of the gene st6galnac4, whose product is annotated as ST6 (alpha-N-acetyl-neuraminyl-2,3-beta-galactosyl-1,3)-N-acetylgalactosaminide alpha-2,6-sialyltransferase 4. Bases 281 to 1144 code for a protein of 287 amino acids. Gene Ontology annotation, molecular function: alpha-N-acetylgalactosaminide alpha-2,6-sialyltransferase activity. Gene Ontology annotation, biological process: ganglioside biosynthetic process; oligosaccharide metabolic process. The record is from RefSeq and is a predicted model, not a curated record. Lineage: Eukaryota; Metazoa; Chordata; Actinopteri; Perciformes; Liparidae. The transcript has 5 exons.
CAACGAUUGAGAUAACUGUAAAUAACUAGGCGGUGUUCAGAUAAUACUCUAUCUGCAAGGCGAUGCAAGUUGAGCCGAAAAGAAAAGGAUUCUGGAUUUGAGAACACUCAUCGGAAUUCACCGACAGCAGCGGUUCAUAUCUGUAAAUAUGAAUCGCCCCAAAUAUGACUCCUCCAUGGCUGGGAUUGUCUCAGGCUCGCCGCUUCUGCCUCACGUCAAGCGGCUGGACAAAUGAGAGUAGCCGGGCUUCCUGGAGCAGGGCUUGCCCAAGGGUCUUGAUAUGAAAUAUCAGAUGUUCCUCUGGCUCUGUCUGCUCAGCCUGAGCCUCCCUCUGUUGUUUUGGGUUGGACACGUGAUCACACGGGACGGUCUGUCGCCCACUCUGCAAAGCAGCGGGCUCAGGGGCUAUAUGAGGAUCACCCCCGGCAGGAUGGACCAGUUCUUUUACAUGCACUGCAGCCAGUGUGCCUUGGUCUCCAGCUCAGGCCAGAUGCUCGGAGCUGGCGUUGGAGAGGAGAUAGACAAUGUCGGAUGCGUGAUCCGGAUGAACAAUGCACCCACACAGGGGUAUGAGAAAGACGUCGGGAACCGCACCAGUGUUCGGGUCGUCUCUCACACCAGUGUUCCCUUGUUGGUCAAAAAUGAGCGCUACUAUUUCCAGAAAUCCGCAGACACUACAUAUGUGUUCUGGGGUCCUGAGAGGAACAUGAGGCAAGAUGGGAAAGGACACAUCUUCAAUACUCUCCUGAAAAUAGCAGAGAAGUACCCAAAAGUCAGAAUCUACGCCGUGACCAGCGAGCAGAUCCAGUACUGCGAUGGUGUGUUUCAGAAUGAAACUGGAAAAAACAGAAUGAAGACGGGGGCGUUCCUCAGCACUGGAUUCUUCACAAUGAUUCUGGCUCUCGAUAUGUGUGACAGCGUCCGUGUUUAUGGAAUGAUCGACGAUAACUACUGCAGUCGAGCCAAUCACAGUGCGGUUCCUUACCAUUACUACGAGAGCAACCGGAUCGACGAGUGCAGGAUGUACAGGUUCCACGAGCACACGCAGCGCGGGGGCCAUCGCUUCAUCACUGAGAAGGCCAUCUACGCCAAAUGGGCAACGCGCCACAACGUGGAGUUUAAACACCCCUCUUGGAUCCUCUAAAGAAGGCUUCAAAAAUAAUGCUUUAAAUGUACCAGAUGGUCACAGGUGGUGAAAUACCACUGUCAGUAUUACUGGACACUUAUCGUUAUGUAUAGCCAUUUAUCAGGAUGAAUACUGAUGAUGCAUUCAGCCACUAAACUAAACUAAAAUCAGUUUAUACCAAAGGUUAAAAUUUUCUUUUCUUUUUAACCGUGGCGUGCCUUGAUUUUCUUUAGUUCUUGUGUUUUUGUUUUGCACAAUAAAACAUAUAAUUAACAAAAACUUGAGGGCCUGCAGCUACAAUAUUCAACCUUGUGUUGAAGGCUGCAACUAACAAUUACCAUUCACAAGUUGUCAGAAAGUAGUAUGACAAUGUAAAAAAAGGCCACUGCAGUAUCCCAUCAUUAUAUUUGAUGUAUUUCAAAUCCUUUUUUAGUUUAACAAUUCAUCCAAAACCUAAAGUUAUGAAAUGUACAGUCUUAGAAGACUAAGAAAACCAGCAAAUAAUCACAUUUAAGAAGCUGAAUCCAGAAUUUGUGCAUUUUUGAGUAAUCGUUAAACCAGUCAGUGUUGCAAUGCUUGAACUAGCCGCCGUAGUACGCUUCUAAUUUCAUCAAAACAUGUUAUGUUAACGCGAACAGUGUUGGGAUAUUCCCAUUGACGGCCAUUUAACUCAGAGAGGUCAUGCAGUUUGUCGUGGUGCUGCGUGUGGUGACGGAGCGCCGUGACACAUGUGAAUGAGGUGGCAUCCCACCACAGAGAAGACAGUAUUAAAUAUGACUUGCAGAGAGGUCGAUCCUCUGGUGUACGGCCCACGGCUUUAUCGGAGGCCAACAAAGCAGUAUUACAACAGAUGAGCGUGAUGAGGACACACACACACACACACACACGUGGUGUUUGGUGUCUUGUUUUAAACACAGAAUGGGUUAAUUGUCCUUUUUACAGUCGUGCUGCUUGUUUACAAUGAAAAAUAUCGCGCUGCCUUUUCGGUCGCUUAAUGCUCAUUUUGUGACGAAUUCCAAAGACUGUGAUAUUAUUUUUUGCACGACUGAGCAAACUACUGUGUCAAAGUGUUUCACUGAAAUUUUCAUUUUACAUCGGAAUUGUUUGAAUAAAAAAAAGACAACUUGUAAUUGAGGACUUUUUGGUAACCGUACAUUUUUGUUAUGAACUGUAUAAACUUGAAUGUAAAUUUGACCGCUGGUUUCUGCAGAUGUGCGUCAACGUGAAUAAAUCUUCUGACAGUC